Rhea pennata is the source of this 2964-nucleotide messenger RNA. RefSeq names its product WD repeat, sterile alpha motif and U-box domain containing 1 (gene WDSUB1). Gene Ontology annotation, molecular function: protein binding; ubiquitin-protein transferase activity. Bases 97 to 1542 code for a protein of 481 amino acids. Gene Ontology annotation, biological process: protein ubiquitination. The record is from RefSeq and is a predicted model, not a curated record. Lineage: Eukaryota; Metazoa; Chordata; Aves; Rheiformes; Rheidae. The transcript is spliced from 11 exons.
CGGCGCGGACAGCAUGGCUGGGUGAGUGGCACGACCGCAGCGGCGGGGGCUUGGCGACGAGCCGCGGAGCAGAUAUUUUUGUUGAGAAUAGAUAAAAUGGCAACAUUAAUUCACACAUUAGUGGAUCAUACCGAUGAUGUCAACUACUGUGCGUUUUCUUCAUCUUGCUUGGCUACUUGUUCCUUGGACAAAACAAUACGCCUUUAUUCUUUGAAUGACUUUACUGAGCUUCCCUACUCACCUUUAAAAGGUCACACGUAUGCUGUCCACUGCUGCUGCUUCUCGCCAUCAGGGCACAUUUUAGCUUCGUGUUCGACAGAUGGCACAACCAUGAUUUGGGACACUCGUGAUGGUCAGAGGCUGGCAGUGCUAGAGCAGCCCAGUGGCAGUCCUGUUAGAGUCUGCCGAUUUUCUCCUGAAUCCACGUAUCUAGUGUCAGGUGCAGCAGAUGGGAGUGUAGUUCUCUGGAAUACACAGUCAUUGAAACUGUACAGAUCUGGGAAUGUUAAAGAUGGUUCUUUGGUCGCCUGUGCUUUUUCUCCUAAUGGAAAUUUCUUUGUCACUGGAUCAUCAUGUGGUGAUUUAACCAUUUGGGAUGAUAAAAUGAGAUGCCUCUGUAAUGAAAAAACACAUGAUCUUGGCGUUACCUGCUGCGAUAUUUCUUCACAGCCAAUUUCUGAUGGCGACCAUGGGUCCGGGUACUUCCAGAUGGCUUCUUGUGGUCAAGAUAAUCAGAUCAAACUCUGGCUUAUUUUGUUUGCAGAUUUCUUAGAUGCUGAAUUAAAAUAUAAAUGUACAUUGAGUGGACAUUCUGCCCCAGUUCUGGCUUGUGCAUUUUCUUAUGAUGGACAGAUGUUAGUUUCAGGGUCCGUGGACAAAUGUGUCAUAAUAUAUGAAACUAGUACUGGCAAUAUCCUUCAUACUUUGUCUCAACACACUAGGUAUGUUACAACUUGUGCUUUUGCACCAUGUAUUCUCUUACUUGCCACAGGUUCAAUGGAUAAAACUGUGAAUAUAUGGCAAUUUGACCAUAAACAGCCCUGCUCAGGAAAUGUCAUAGAAAAUGAAUCCAAGAGAGCUGUUGAGAAUUGGUCAGAGGAGGACGUUUUGGCCUGGCUUCAUGCACAGGGCUUAACAGACCUUGUUGGGAUUUUCAAAAUGAAUAACAUUGAUGGCAAAGAACUCCUGAAUCUUACGAAGGAAAGUCUGAUGAAUGAAUUAAAAAUUGAGUCUCUAGGUCUGCGCAGUAAAGUCCUCCGUAAAAUUGAAGAACUAAGGAUGAAAAUGGAAUCUGUUUCUGUUGCUAUCCCUGAUGAAUUCUUAUGUCCUAUAACCAGGGAGCUUAUGAAGGAUCCUGUUAUUGCAGCAGAUGGCUAUUCCUAUGAAAAGGAUGCAAUGGAAAAUUGGAUCAACAAUAAAAGACGAUCUAGUCCCAUGACAAAUCUCCCCCUCCACUCUCUUCUGCUUACACCCAACAGGACUCUGAAAAUGGCUAUCAGUCGCUGGCUAGAGACUCAGCAGAAACACAAUGCAACUACUUAGCUUUGAAGUUGUUAUUACAGUUCAUUGAAAUGAAGCUGUAAGUAGCUAAAGGAAAUAACUAUUGGAAACUACUGGAAAAAAAACCUCUAAGUUUCUGUUCUAACCUGUGACUGUCAUUUAAAUGUUUAUGUUAAAAAGAACAUUACCUUUUGUGCCACCAAAAGACCUUUACUGCACAAUAUUUCAGAAAUCGUGUUCAAAUUCAGAAUAAGUUUUCAAAAUAAAGUUCUCUUAAAUUUUUUUCCUGCAUUUAUGAGUUUUAAGACUUGUUUGCAAAGAUAAUCUUUCAGAAGUUAAGAAAUAUUAAAGUAUGUAAUCCUUAUUCCCAUUUAAAAAACAAAACUGUCCUCUUUUUUUCUCCAUAUUACUAAACAUGCAGUUAGAAAAGGUCAGAGAGAAUUCUUCCUAUAACUGUCAGAGUGCACCUCAUCCCACAGCUGUAUUAAUAAUCUUUAUUUUGUAUGGAAAAAAAUACAGUAGCUGUGCAAAAACAGAACUACAGGACAAGAAUAAUAAGACUUGUACAAAAUAUCAAAGAAACAGUAAACAAUAAAUAAGCUAAAGCAGAAUAAUGCAAACUCAACAAGGAACUUCUAAGAAUGGCUUUAGGCUGGUUUACAAUGUAUGCACAACAUUGUACACAAGCAAGUAUUGAAAAGUGACUGAAUAUGUCAAGUUGAUCACCCCAACCUGAUUACACUCAUAGGAAUGUCACUACACCUGUUUAUUUCAGAACAGUCCUGCAAAUAUAAACCCUUUUUUCCUCUGAAAAAAAUUCACAACUUCAUCCUAUAAAACAACUGCACAUACACUUUUCCUCAAACUUUCAUUCUCACUCCAUCAAUUCCUUGGAUGUCCUAUACAAACACUUUAAGCAUUUCAUUCCUGUACCUUUUUCCAUGAAAAAACAUACUUUCCUUUAAGCUAGCACCCAAAGGUGAGUAGAUAAACAUAUAAAGUGCAGUUACUGUUAACAUGCCAUAAUAUUGUGUUAUUCAGUGCAAUAACCAAUAUGGUCAAAGCCUUGCAAUACACAUGCAAAUGUCACUGUUUGUUUAUUUUACUUGUUUUCUUCUAGUUACUAAAAAGUUAUAUUUACAUGUCAAAACAUGGCUGCUUAUAGUUUACUCAUACACAAAUUAUUUAUGGUUCCUAAAUGUACAUCAUGCAACCCAAAUUAGAUCCCAUUAGAAAAGUGAUAAAAUACUUAUCUUUGAUUCUAAAAAACCCAUACAUAUACAGAACUGUAUGUUAUGCAGCAGAUAGAUAGAUAGAUACAGAUUUUUUUUUUCUUAACACUAUUUGGAGAACCAAGCACUUAGCAUUAUAGAGGCACAAUUAUUAUGCAAGUGAUGAGAUGUAAUACAACCAAAAGCCAAGAUUAAAACUCUAUGUAAGAAGAGUCAUAUAUUAAGAAUAAAA